Scomber scombrus (Atlantic mackerel) is the source of this 2859-nucleotide messenger RNA. It is a transcript of the gene tead3b, whose product is annotated as TEA domain family member 3 b. The record is from RefSeq and is a predicted model, not a curated record. Gene Ontology annotation, cellular component: transcription regulator complex. The annotation marks the transcript as partial. Gene Ontology annotation, molecular function: RNA polymerase II cis-regulatory region sequence-specific DNA binding; DNA-binding transcription factor activity, RNA polymerase II-specific. Gene Ontology annotation, biological process: hippo signaling; embryonic organ development; positive regulation of transcription by RNA polymerase II. The transcript has 14 exons. NCBI's taxonomy places the organism in Eukaryota, Metazoa, Chordata, Actinopteri, Scombriformes, Scombridae.
UGGGGCUCGGGGUCGGGCCCAGGGGGAGCCGCCACCAUUGCGUCCAACGAUUGGAGUGCCAACGGUAGCCCAGAAGAUGGGCUGGACGGGGAAAACGAGGACAAGACCAUCGAUGGGGACGCCGAGGGCGUGUGGAGCCCAGAUAUCGAGCAGAGCUUCCAAGAAGCCCUCGCCAUCUACCCUCCCUGUGGCAGGAGGAAAAUCAUCCUGUCAGACGAGGGAAAGAUGUAUGGUCGCAAUGAAUUGAUAGCAAGGUACAUAAAGCUGAGGACAGGCAAAACCCGCACAAGAAAACAGGUGUCUAGUCACAUACAGGUGUUAGCGCGGAAGAAAGUUCGCGAAUACCAGGCGGGUAUCAAGGUUUCUAGCCACUUGCAGGUUCUCGCCCGGAGAAAAUCUCGCGAGAUCCAGUCAAAGCUAAAGGCGAUGAAUUUGGAUCAGGCAUCUAAAGACAAAGCUCUGCAGAACAUGGCAGCACUAUCGUCUGCACAGAUCGUCUCCCCGAGUAUGAUAAAGAAUCAUCUUCCACCACUGCCUCCUGCCCCCUACCAACAAGCCAGAUUCUGGCCUGCUCCAAUCGCAGGACAGCCUGGACCUUCUCAGGAGCUGAUUACAGAUCUCAACCAGGGAAGGACUCCUGGGCUUUGCCGCACCAGCCAUGCUAUCAAACCUUUUGCACAGCCCCCCUACCCAAACCUAUCAGGUCCUAUACCACAGUCCAUACCAAGUUAUGAGCCCUUGGCGCCUCCUCCUCCACCAAGUGCUACUGCAGUGCCAGUGUGGCAGGACCGGACCAUCGCCUCCUCUAAACUGCGGAUGCUGGAGUACUCAGCCUUCAUGGAGGUUCAAAGAGAUCCAGACACUUACAGCAAACAUCUGUUUGUCCACAUUGGACAGACCAACCCCUCGUACAGCGACCCGCUCCUCGAGGCUGUGGACAUCAGGCAGAUCUAUGACAAGUUCCCUGAGAAGAAGGGUGGGCUCAAAGAGCUUUAUGAGAAAGGCCCUCAGAACGCAUUCUUCCUCGUUAAAUUCUGGGCGGACCUGAACAGCAGCGGCAUGCAGGAUGGCCCUGGCUCUUUCUACGGUGUGAGCAGCCAGUACAGCAGCAUUGAGAACAUGACGAUCACUGUUUCAACCAAGGUCUGCUCGUUUGGGAAGCAGGUUGUCGAGAAGGUAGAGACAGAGUACGCCCGCCUGGAGGGAGGAAAGUGUGUUUACAGGAUCCACCGCUCUCCGAUGUGCGAGUACAUGAUCAACUUUAUCCACAAACUCAAACACUUGCCUGAAAAAUACAUGAUGAACAGUGUUCUUGAAAACUUCACUAUCCUACAGGUGGUGACAAACCGCGACACCCAGGAGACCUUGCUAUGUAUAGCGUUUGUUUUUGAGGUUUCUACAAGUGAACACGGAGCUCAGUAUCACGUCUACAGACUUGUUAAGGACUAACAGCUCUUCAGGGAGGUUUUGGAAAAGCCAGACAAAGCGUGACACAAUCUCCUCUUCAACCAGCUCAGCCAUCCAGGAAAAACUAAGUAACAUUCAAACAAAGCUAAAUCGAACUAACAUGGACACAUUUUAUGCUUUAAAAAAAACAAAACAAAAAGUCUCAUACGCAAGGAAAACGAGUGAAUUUCAACAUGCGGACAUGCAAAGAAAUAUUUGAAGAAUUACGGAUUUUUCAAACAACUAGCUACUUUCCAUGUGUUUAAACAUGCUUUAGAUGAAGUGGGUCACUUUUGCAAAGGUAAUUGAUGGAGCCUGAAAUGUUUUAUUGAGGGAAUGAGAAUGUGUUUAGGGUUGAAAAGACUCUAACAGAAUCCUAGGGAACACACUCUGAGCAAAAAGAGACGUGUAUUUAAAAGAUUGAAAAAGACGAGAGAACAGGACCACGGAAGGGGGAAAACCAGAGCCAAGUGGUGUUGUUGCAGAAGGUUUGUUAGGAAAGCAAGUGCCUUUUCUCCAAAGAUUAAAUCAAUGCCUGCCACUUUGGAUUGCCUUUUUUUUUUACUACCUCUUAAAUAGUCAGACCGGUUUAAUUUGUCAGAAAAAUUGGAAAGAAACCCCUCAGAUCUACGUCUUUGUGAGGCAGUUUUUGUAUUUGGGCACACAGAUGGAUGGGACGGGAUAACUAAUUUUCAUGUAGCCUGUUUUAAAAAACAAAUCGUCCCAAUUUUUACAGAUCAAGUGUACAGGGAGAAGGUUUAUUGUGUUACCAUAUUAUUUAGGUUCUGCUUUUUUUAUGUUUUAUUACACACUUUUUAAAAAUCAGGUCUUACAAGCAUCUAUCUAUAACUGACUUUUGACACUAGGGAUGCCUUGUACCAUUGCUAGCCUGACAUAAAGCCAGGGCUUUGCCAUCUUUACAAGACCCCCUUGUUAUUUCUCUCUGUUUGAAGACGUGUGCUCGGUUGCACUUAAAAGAUCAAGAAGGGGGAUGAAGCAACAACAGUGCUUAUUUUCUGCCUUGAGUUAUGUAGCCUAAUUGAAAAAAAAAGUUUCUGUACUGUGAGUCAGUGGAUGCUAAAGGAAUAUGUGUUACAUAGGAGUAUUUUUCGGGGACUUUAUGUUCAUAUUUGUGAUCAAGUAACUCAGCACAGAGACCAUGGUUAAAGUGGAGAGAAGUUAAUCACUGUUUCUUUUGUUUAAAAAAGAGAUUGUAUGCUGUGAAGUCGGCUCAUUUGCUUCACCCUUCUCCGUGUGAUGUGUGGAGAAGACGCAUUCAUUGAUAAAAGUUCAGUUUUUAUAUUUAAGACAUUGUUUUUUACUGACAUUACACAUGAAAUAAUUUUAAAAUCAAACAAAAUAAUUGUCUUGAAUGAGAGCUAUUGUCUCUGUGCUGUGGAGUAUGACCAUUGA